AUGGACGAAGGUGACUCUACCCAUCCCACAGAGACCCCAGAGGGCUCUGCAGGAGACGACACGCUCCAGUCGAACAAUGCGAAGAAUGCUGCGAUGAAGGACAGAAAAUGCCAAUACUGCCACCAGGCUUUCACAUCGUCUUCCUUGGGUCGUCAUCUGGACCAGUUCCUUUUCAAAAAGAAACCCGACGGUAUCCACGAUGUGGAGGAGAUCCGGCGCAUUCGCAGCGGGAUCACUCGACGACAGGCACGCACAUCGUCGGGCAAACGGGAUAGCCCGGACGGGGCGAGGGUGAGAGGACAGGCGGAUGGGGAUGGCGCCUCGAGCGUGGGCGGUAAUAAAACACGAGAAAGCGGGUUUCGCAUGAUGUUCAACACGCCUACCUGGCAUGCUACGGGGGUGAUCAAUGAUAUCCCCAACCCCAGUCGCCCUCAAGACCGAACGAGUUCGACCUACCUGUCGUCAAAUUCGCAGUCCAGAAUGGGCACCCUGGGGCUCCCCGACUAUUCGAGCAGAGGUGCAAGCGCCAAUGUUGCAGACACUGCGCGAGCGCUGGAACUGGCCUUGCGGGAGGUUUUGGAUAACAUUAGGGCCGCAACUUCUACGAAGUCGCGUCCUCGCUUAUCACCUUUCGACUUCGAUCUGCAAUCGCAGACCUUCCCUUCUCUCUGCCUGUUGCUUCUUCCUCCCCCUCCUAGUCUUUUCUCCGCCCAUCCGUUCCCAUCGGCCGGGUCGUUCCCUCUUCAACCCCCGGGAGCUGAACAUCUGGAGAUCGUUCGCCAGGCACUCCAUUCCAAGAUCGAAAAAUGGGAAUCGGACCAAACGAUAUCUGGCUCGGGGGAUUUUGCAAAAUCUAGCGCGAUCGUUGAUUUAAGCAUGAUUCAGAAAAGUGCUCAGCAGCACGAGGAGAUGUGCUCCCGGCAUGUUGAGUUGGCGUUCAAGCAUUGGAUUUCUCUACCCCCGGAGACCAGAAGAGAAGUGUGGCAACUGGAAAUCACAAGAGCAUUUGCCCGGGAGGCCGAGAAACGCGAGAAUCUAGAUAGCCAGCUCGCCCGGGUUCAACAGGAAGCUAACCAGCUCCGUGAGCAGGUUGAGAGGCUCGGCUCCUGUCAGUGGCCGAGAGAGUUUGCCUUGUUCCCACCGGACACCCUGCCCAUUCCGCGGGAUGUCGCGCGCGAACUGGACUCGCGUGAGAGUGCCCUCAACCCGGACUCCCGUCGCUGGGACUACGACAAUAUCCUGGCAAAGUGGAAGCGGGUCGUUAUGCACGAUCGAGGUAUGGGCCGCGUGGGUGUCGGUCAACCCCAAACCCUGCCGAACGAGUAUAGCAGCGCCGAUACCAAGUCACACGUGGAGGACACGGGCAACGUCUCCCGAACGCCAAACCCUCCCGCUGCCCCGAGUCCCGACCAGAAUUCGCCAACUAUAACCCAUCGCACCGUCUCCCCCCCCAUCUUGACGAGCCGGACAUCCCCACCCUCCAUGUACCCGGAUGCCAACCGCAGUCCGAAACUCAGUCACCAGGCAAAGCGUCAACGUCUAAUCAACGGGUACCAUGGCGCCGCUUCUCAGCCUGAGGGGGACGCCGCAUCGUCCGCGGGGCGCAACAACGUGCCCGGCACUUCUAGUACAUGGAACUCUCACUAG
Molecule: messenger RNA, 1647 nt
Organism: Penicilliopsis zonata CBS 506.65
Lineage: Eukaryota; Fungi; Ascomycota; Eurotiomycetes; Eurotiales; Aspergillaceae
Exons: 2
Coding region: 1-1647 (548 amino acids)
Source: RefSeq, a predicted model, not a curated record